Messenger RNA from Carya illinoinensis, 3503 nucleotides. RefSeq names its product ATPase 8, plasma membrane-type. Gene Ontology annotation, cellular component: plasma membrane. The coding region runs from base 250 to 3105 and encodes 951 amino acids. The record is from RefSeq and is a predicted model, not a curated record. Lineage: Eukaryota; Viridiplantae; Streptophyta; Magnoliopsida; Fagales; Juglandaceae. The transcript is spliced from 14 exons. Gene Ontology annotation, molecular function: ATP hydrolysis activity; ATP binding; P-type proton-exporting transporter activity. Gene Ontology annotation, biological process: proton export across plasma membrane; regulation of intracellular pH.
UAUUGAUCAUUUGCUUGCUGCUCGCUCAUCUUCCUUACAAGAAAUCCCAUUCACUUCCGUUUUCUCUUCUCUCUUCUCUCUCUGUGUGUCUUUCCAUGGAGGACAAGGAGGCAUAGAGACUAGGUCUCUCUCAGAGAAAGAAGAGAGAAGGGAGAUUUCUGGCCUGCCUGCAAGAAAAAGGAUAGAUCACAUUCUUUAUUGAACUAUCACUUGUGAUAUUUACUUCUUUUGUUUCUUUCAUCUUUCACCAUGGCCUCCGGAAACAUCUCCUUGGAAGAUGUCAAGAACGAGAACGUUGAUCUUGAGCGCAUUCCUGUUGAUGAAGUUUUCGAGCAGUUGAAAUGUACAAGAGAGGGUUUGACAAUAGAGGAAGGCCAGAAGAGGCUCCAAAUCUUUGGCCCAAACAAGCUCGAGGAGAAAAAGGAGAGUAAGCUCCUCAAGUUCUUAGGCUUUAUGUGGAAUCCCCUCUCAUGGGUCAUGGAGUGUGCUGCAAUUAUGGCCAUUGUUUUGGCCAAUGGAGGGGGCAAGCCACCGGAUUGGCAAGACUUUAUUGGCAUUGUUGUCUUGCUUAUCAUCAACUCCACUAUUAGCUUCAUUGAAGAAAACAACGCAGGCAAUGCCGCAGCAGCUUUGAUGGCAGGACUUGCCCCUAAAACCAAGGUGUUGAGGGAUGGAAAGUGGUCUGAGCAAGAUGCAGCAAUCCUGGUACCUGGAGAUGUGAUCAGCAUCAAGUUGGGAGAUAUCAUCCCAGCUGAUGCCCGUCUCCUGGAGGGCGAUCCCCUAAAAAUCGACCAGUCUUCUCUAACCGGUGAAUCCCUACCAGUAACCAAGAACCCAGGCAAUGAGGUCUUCUCUGGUUCCACCUGCAAACAAGGUGAGAUUGAGGCUGUUGUUAUCGCAACUGGUGUCCAUACCUUCUUUGGCAAAGCUGCUCACCUUGUGGACAACACCAACCAAGUUGGUCACUUCCAAAAGGUGUUGACAGCCAUUGGUAACUUCUGUAUCUGCUCUAUUGCGGUCGGCAUGGCGAUUGAGAUUGUAGUGAUGUAUCCUAUCCAACAUAGAGCAUAUAGAGAAGGAAUUGACAACCUGUUGGUACUUCUCAUUGGAGGCAUUCCAAUUGCCAUGCCAACGGUCUUGUCCGUUACCAUGGCUAUUGGGUCUCAUCGCCUGUCACAACAAGGUGCCAUCACCAAGAGGAUGACAGCCAUUGAGGAGAUGGCAGGGAUGGAUGUGCUCUGCAGUGAUAAAACAGGGACUCUCACUCUGAACAAGCUCACUGUUGACAAGAACUUGAUUGAGGUGUUUCCAAAGAAUGUAGAUAAGGACACUUUAGUCUUGCUUGCUGCUAGGGCUUCCAGGGUUGAAAACCAAGAUGCCAUCGAUGCUUCGAUUGUCGGGAUGUUAGGUGACCCUAAGGAGGCAAGAGAAGGGAUCACUGAGGUGCAUUUCUUGCCCUUCAAUCCUGUGGAGAAGCGCACUGCAAUCACCUAUAUUGACGGUGAUGGAAACUGGAACAGAUGCAGCAAAGGUGCUCCUGAGCAAAUUAUUGAGCUCUGUGAGUUAAAGGGGGAUGUGAAGAAGAAGGCACAUGAGGUCAUAGAUAAGUUUGCUGAUCGAGGUCUUCGUUCCUUGGGAGUUUCUCGACAGACUAUUCCAGAGAAGACAAAGGAAAGUGCUGGAGGUCCAUGGGAGUUCCUAGGUCUCUUGCCCCUCUUUGACCCUCCAAGGCAUGAUAGUGCAGAAACCAUCCGUCACGCUCUUGACCUUGGUGUCAAUGUCAAGAUGAUCACAGGUGAUCAGCUUGCCAUUGGGAAAGAGACCGGUCGAAGGCUUGGCAUGGGCACCAACAUGUAUCCCUCUUCAUCUCUCCUUGGCCAAAGCAAGGAUGAAUCAAUCGCCUCUAUUCCAAUUGAUGAACUCAUUGAAAAGGCUGAUGGAUUUGCUGGUGUCUUCCCUGAACACAAGUAUGAGAUUGUUAAGAAGCUACAGGAAAGGAAGCACAUUUGUGGAAUGACUGGAGAUGGUGUCAAUGAUGCCCCAGCACUCAAGAAGGCAGACAUUGGUAUUGCAGUGGCUGAUGCUACUGAUGCAGCCAGAAGUGCAUCAGACAUUGUGUUGACAGAGCCAGGUUUAAGUGUAAUUGUGAGUGCUGUGUUGACAAGCAGGGCCAUCUUCCAGAGGAUGAAGAACUACACAAUCUAUGCUGUUUCUAUCACAAUACGUAUUGUAUUGGGAUUCAUGCUUGUUGCUCUCAUCUGGGAGUUUGACUUCUCUCCUUUCAUGGUUCUGAUUAUAGCAAUCUUGAACGAUGGAACUAUCAUGACUAUCUCUAAGGACAGGGUGAAGCCAUCUCCUCUGCCUGACUCAUGGAAGUUGAAGGAAAUCUUUGCCACUGGGGUUGUACUCGGAACCUACAUGGCCCUCAUGACUGUGUUGUUCUUCUAUCUUGCACACGACACUGAAUUCUUCUCAGAAACAUUUGGCGUGAGACACAUUGGUAAAAGCCUGGAAGAGCUUAACUCAGCCAUCUACCUUCAAGUGAGCAUUAUUAGUCAGGCACUCAUUUUUGUCACUAGAUCAAGGAGCUGGUCCUUUGUUGAACGCCCUGGUUUAUUGCUUAUCACUGCCUUUAUUGCAGCACAACUGGUGGCCACUGUCAUUGCUGUGUAUGCACACUGGGGAUUCGCCAGGAUCCAUGGUGUUGGGUGGGGAUGGGCAGGAGUGAUAUGGAUCUACAGCAUCAUCACCUAUAUCCCUCUUGAUGUCCUCAAGUUCUUUAUUCGCUUCGCAUUAACUGGAAAGGCCUGGGAUAACAUGCUCCAAAAUAAGACUGCUUUCACCACAAAGAAGGAUUAUGGAAAGGGUGAGAGGGAGGCACAAUGGGCAAUGGCUCAACGUACACUCCAUGGUCUCCAGCCCCCAGAACAAUUAUUCAAUGACAAGAACAACUAUGGGGACCUGUCUGAGAUUGCUGAGCAGGCCAAGAGGCGGGCUGAAGUUGCUAGGCUAAGGGAGCUACACACUCUCAAGGGGCACGUUGACUCUGUGGUGAAACUGAAGGGCCUAGACAUUGAAACCAUCCAACAACACUACACAGUCUAGAACACAUUGUGAAAGCUGAAAGAAGCUGCCCGAUGGUACAAGCAACAGGAAGGCCGAUGGUUAAAGAAGUUAUACGUGAUCUUUCUUUUUUUCAUUCUAUUUUCUACUAUCAAUGGUACAACAGGUACAUUGCUGGUUGGGAUGUGUUGCAGUUUGAUUGGGAGAUUGGGUAAAAAAUGAUACACUCCAAGGGAUUGAAUGAAGUCUAAAGCAGCUAUUAUGUUAUUAUACAGAAAUAUGGUUGUCAAUCAUAUUUCGUAUAACAAGAUCUGUCUUUUCCGCAGAGAUUGUUAAUCGUUUUUGCCAUUACUCCUUAAAAGAUCGAGGCUCUAGGCUUUUAGCAUGAUGACAACCAUUUGUAGUUAAUAUGAAAAUACAGAAUGAUCAUGGAUUUUUCA